Messenger RNA from Dicentrarchus labrax (European seabass), 6268 nucleotides. RefSeq names its product multiple C2 domains, transmembrane 1a (gene mctp1a). The record is from RefSeq and is a predicted model, not a curated record. The transcript is spliced from 22 exons. Gene Ontology annotation, molecular function: calcium ion binding. The coding region runs from base 342 to 3116 and encodes 924 amino acids. Gene Ontology annotation, cellular component: synaptic vesicle membrane. NCBI's taxonomy places the organism in Eukaryota, Metazoa, Chordata, Actinopteri, Moronidae. Gene Ontology annotation, biological process: regulation of neurotransmitter secretion.
AGCAUUUACCAAGCAUUUUUAUGUGAUCUUGCAGAAGUGAUUGCAUGAGCUCCAACUUCACCACUGAGGUGAAAUAAAUCUUCAGUCGAUGAGGAUAUUGCUUGCCGUCAAACAAGCGUGCUGCACAGUGUGUGACAUAAAAUUUACUGUGCUGCCUGCCUGCAUAGGCAUUCUACCAGGUUCGUUGGGAGACUAACACCCCUUUCAUCAUCACACUGUGCGUCUCCUUCUUGGCGCUCUAAACUGAUCAGUGGAAGUGCUCCCGAGCCGCAGCAGCCCAACUGUGACAUCCUUUCACUAUUCAGAGGGUGCUCAGGCUGGCUGGCUGCUGCACAGGCACCAUGGAACAAAAAUCACCCAAGGAUGAAGGCACCGCCAAGGGACAGGAGUCUCUGUCCUACCAGCGAAGGAUGUGGAAGAAUUUCCAAGAGAAAACCAAGCCUUGGCUGAGUCCUAAACUGGGAUCGGAGCGUCGGGGUGCCGGGGGCGCGGAGGGCAGCAAAAAGGAAUCGGGGUUAUGGAUGUUUAAGAGAAAAAAGAAACAGUUGGACCGGGUGUUUUCGUCGUCACAGCCGAAUCUGUGCUCGACCCCGGCGCCUUUUGAAGGAGAGAAGCCCCUUGGAAGCGACGCGGUCCCCGGCACCAGCAGCGACGGGCAGCCUCUGCUACAACCCCUUGGCGCAGCUUCUGGAGCCACGGGGAGCAAACCCGAGCUGACGGCGCACGGAAGCCCAAAACUCGCCGUAUCCCAACUGAUCACGUACCAGCAGAAGAGCUCCUCUCUCGGCUCGGCGUGCUUCGAGAAACUGGUGGUGGAACCGGCCGCGGUAAAUGUGAGAGAAGAGGAGGAGCAGCUGCGUAAAAACGCAAGUGAUUCUGGCAUCAACAUAGUGGGGCCCAGUAAUGCAGAGCCCCCGCCUCAACCUCCCAGUCCAGCCAUGUACCAGCUGGAUAUCGUCCUAAAGAAAGGGAACAACCUGGCCAUCCGAGAUAGGACAGGGACCAGUGACCCAUAUGUGAAGUUUAAGAUCGCAGGGAAGGAGGUGUUCAGGAGUAAGACCAUCCAUAAGAAUCUCAACCCAGUGUGGGAUGAGAGAGUAAGCCUGCUGGUGGAAACCCUAAGGGACCCACUAUAUGUCAAGGUUUUUGAUUAUGACUUUGGACUUCAGGAUGAUUUCAUGGGCUCAGCAUACCUCCACCUGGAGUCACUGGAACAUCAGAGGACACUGGAUGUGACACUGGACCUGAAGGACCCACAGUACCCUGAACAUAACCUAGGCAGCCUGGAUCUAGCUGCCACUCUGUCACCCAAAGAGGGAGAAAUGAGGGAUGCUACCAUGCUUUUGAGAAGGAACUGGAAACGAUCUAGUAAGUAUCAGAGUAUGCGUCUGUCAGAUGUGCACAGAAAAGCCCAGCUGUGGCGAGGUAUAGUGAGCAUCAGUCUGAUAGAAGGUCGGAGCCUCCAGCCCAUGGAUAACAACGGCCUCAGUGACCCUUACGUCAAAUUCAAGCUGGGCCACCAGAAGUACAAGAGCAAGACAAUUCCUAAAACGCUGAACCCACAGUGGAGAGAGCAAUUUGACUUCCACCUGUAUGAUGAGCAGGGAGGCUUCGUGGACAUUACAGUCUGGGACAGAGAUGCUGGCAAGAAGGAUGACUUCAUGGGAAGGUGUUCCAUUGACCUAUCACUUCUCAGUAAAGAACACACACACAAGCUGGACUUGCCACUGGAGGAAGGUGAAGGUGUGCUGGUGCUGCUGGUUACACUCACUGCUUCAGCUGCUGUUUCCAUCUCAGACCUGUCAAUCAAUAUGCUGGAUGACCCACAUGAGAGACAUCAGAUCAUGCAGCGAUAUAGCAUGUGGAGGUCCUUCCAUAACCUGAAAGAUGUCGGUGUGGUGCAGGUGAAGGUCAUCAGGGCUGAGGGACUGAUGGCAGCAGAUGUCACAGGUAAGAGUGACCCAUACUGUGUGGUGGAGCUGAGUAAUGAUCGGCUGCAGACGCACACUGUCUACAAAAACCUCAACCCAGAGUGGAACAAGGUCUUCACUUUUAACGUGAAGGACAUCCACUCAGUACUCGAGGUCACUGUUUAUGAUGAGGACCGAGACAGAAGUGCAGACUUCCUGGGGAAAGUGGCGAUUCCUUUACUAAAUAUCCAAAAUGGAGAACGCAAAGCCUACGCCUUGAAAAGCAAGGAGCUGACAGGGCCAACAAAAGGGGUCAUCUUUCUCGAAAUAGACGUGAUUUUUAAUGCUGUGAAGGCUGGUCUCAGGACAUUGAUUCCCAUUGAGCAGAAGUAUAUCGAGGAGGAGCCCAAAGUAUCCAAACAGCUGCUGUUACGCAACUUCAACAGAGUUAGGCGCUGCAUCAUGUUCCUGAUCAACACAGGCUGCUACAUCAACAGCUGCUUCGAAUGGGACUCUCCACAGAGGAGCAUCUGUGCUUUCGUGUUUUUUGUCAUCGUCGUUUGGAACUUUGAACUUUAUAUGAUUCCUCUGGCUUUGCUGCUGCCGCUGGCCUGGAACUACAUCCUCAUCGCAUCGGGGAAGGAUACCAGGCAAGAUGUGCAAGCAAUGGAGGACCUGCUGGAGGACGAGGAUGAGGAUUUUGACAAAGAUGACAAGGACCCUAAACCAGGCCCCUGGGAGGACAGAAGUGAUAAAAACCAUAUCCUCGAGGAUAUGUUGGCUUCCUGGCACUUUGAGUGGAUACGAGCGAUGGUGGACUCGGAGAGAAAGGGCUUCAUGAACAAGCUUUAUGCCAUUCAGGACGUGUGCAUCAGCGUGCAGAAUGCACUGGAUGAAGUGGCCUCCUAUGGCGAGAGGAUAAAGAACACAUUUAACUGGACUGUGCCUUUCUUAAGCUGGCUGGCCAUUGUGGCUCUUGGAGUGGCCACCACCAUCAUAUACUUCAUCCCUCUAAGAUACAUUGUGCUAGCCUGGGGGGUGAAUAAAUUCACCAAGAAGCUGCGAGACCCUUACACCAUUGAUAACAACGAGCUGCUAGACUUUCUGUCCAGAGUGCCCUCAGAUGUACAAGUGGUGCAGUACCGAGAGCUGAAACUGGAUCCCAAUCCCAGUCCAAAUAAAAGGAAGAAAAACAACCCCGGGUAGAUGACUGUGUCCACCCACCAACUCCUCUCUUCUCUACUUUUCUUCUCGUGGUCUAUUACUGGCCACUGAGGAGCAGAGGAAGGCGGCUCUGGACCCACUCGGCUCAAUUAUCCUUUUUCCUUUUUUUCUUUCCUAUUUUCUUCUCUUAAACAUUCUUCUGUCUUUAAUUACUCACGAUGUACAGUGCAGUUUCCUGAAGUGUAAUUUUUGUAUGAAAAAAGACAAGUACAAGUAAUCUCUUGAAUUAUUCUCAUCACCCUUAUGCUUUUGAUUGAUUUUAAAGGCGAUUGGGAAGGAUGGAUGAAAUGACCUUUUUCUCAGCCGUGUGAGCCACUGUCCUCCUUUCUUCUCUCCAUCACUCUGACAGCUCAGAGGACUCUGACCAUUUGCUUGCCACAAGUGUCAAACAAUGAGUAAAACGAGUUUUAACAUUUAAACUCACCAUCCCAAAAAGACAUUGUCAGUUUGUCCAUGUUUAUCAAAAUACAAGCCUUAUACUAACAUUCUGCAUUAUUGCUCUUCAAUAGACUAUUAAGGGGUUUUUUUAGCUCGUAUUGUAGUUAUUAAAUGAUUUUGGUAAUAUGUUUAUAUUUUGUAAUUGUUUUUGUACUGAAGUAUCUUUUGUUUUCUUCCCCUUUUGGAUGUGGUAAUGAUGUUAUGUUCACUGGCAGUCAUUUGGAUUGUCUCCACUUAACUCAGCCAGCCAAGUUGAUUAGCAAUUAUGGUAGUAGCCUCCAGAUAUGUCCUUCCACACAAACCCAAAAUUGGACCAACAGGCUGAAAGCUUGUGGUGGUAUCUGUCUGUGCUUUUACACAAUGGACAAAUUAGCUUUUUUUAAAGACUUGACUCAAACAAAGUGGUUUUAGUUUAAAGUACAGUGAGUCUGUUCUUAAAAUAGAUUGUGAUUACAUAAUCAUCAUUAAAUAAUACCCAGAGGAAAAAAGAGCAACACUGUUGAGUAUUAGACAGUUGGCAUUAUGCCCCAAACCUUUAUCACUUACUAAGUGUCCAUAUAGUUCAGCUGUAGCCUCGUUUAACCCCUUAAAAACAUGUCCAAAUCCCCAGUCAGUCAAUCAGUGAGACACCUUCUCCGGCUGUCAGGAGGCGCAGCAGACUGGGCCUUCUGCUGUCGUGGUGUUAAUAUAGAUGUCACCCAGUCUAUGCAGAGUGUCGCCAGGCAGGCAGGCCUUUAGGCAGCCACAGGCCUAAUCUUGUUUGAAAGGCUGGUCUCCUUUCCUCUCAUGUCCCCGUGUGUUUGCCUCGGCGGCCACACACAAGAGCAUUCACACACACAAGCAUGCAUGCAUGCAUGUAGACACAAACCCCCUACCCCACCCCACCCCACCCCACCCCACCCCACCCCAUUCUCUCAUGUGAAUACGCUGCUUUUUUAAGAGAUCUCACAUACACAUACUGUACCUUCUUGCUUACAGAUGAAAGCAUAACAUCCCAUUUGAACAGGCACAUUCUCUCCCUCUCAGGCACACACACUCGCACAAACAUGCUCUCUGUGAUGCUGUGCCCCAGGCUGGCCGCCCUCUCCAUCUGCCCCACCUCCUGUGCCCACAGCUCAACUUUGAUCUGUCUUUCCAGAGACAGAGGCUUGUGUAUGUGAACUGUGUAUGUAAGAGUGUUUGCGUAUACACGUUUAUGCAAUCAAAGACAUGUUGCUUUUCUCAGCGUUGGUGUGUGUUACAAUUGUAUCUCCCCUCCAGCUGUAGACUGAUGCGUAGAUUGAGUCGGUGUGUGUGUGUGUGUGUGUGUGUGUGUCAGCAUGUAAAAGCAUGUGUGUGUGCUGCAGCAGAAGUGCCAGCUGUUAUUUGGUGUGGAGUUUGCUGGUGUAGAAGGCCGUCAGCUAGAUGAGCAGCAAGUCGCUGUGUGACAAGACAAGGCUCUGAGGGGACUUAGGCCUGAGAUGUCAGGGAUGGAGGGAUGUGUGUAUGUGUGUUUUAUGCUAUUUCAGACCCUCUCUUCCCAUCGUGCUUCUCUCCGUUUGCUCUCUCUGCGGUUCCCUCAUUCGUCAGUGAGCGGGGUUGCGACCCUGUCUGAAGGGAUGGUCUCCUGGGCUUCUUGCUGAGCAUCUGUUGAAAGAUCACAGCUCAGGCUACAUUUGAGGAGGCCUCCUCUCAUCCUACUGAUCCCUGCCUCCACCACCACCACCCCCCCUCCAUCUUUCCCCUUUGUCUGUCUGUUCGUCUGUCUCUCUGUCUCUUUAUCACUCUAAACCCCCUCUCUACCGCAACUGGAGCUCUCUUCAGCCAUUUUGUCAUCCUCUCGCCCUGCCUGUCUGCCAGCCAUCGCCUCUACCCUCUCCCUCCCUCUUUACCCAUCCAUCUCCAUGCUUAAAUAUCAACAGGCUCGGAUCUGUCACUCCAGAGGGCCAUUGAUUUUGUUUUGUUGCUUUGAGGAAUCCACUUGAAAGACAAUAACAGACUGUCCCCCAAGAGCAGCGUCGCAGACUGAUUAUAGCCUCCUCAACAAACACUGUGGCUCGUGAAGGAUGGCUUUUUAUAAUGCCUGAAGGGACUGUUUGAAUACCUGAUAUGUAUGCGUCUACUACUGUAUGUAGUUAUUUUACAGAAAUUUGUGGUGACUAUUGUGUGGUAUUGCAUCCAAAAACAGUUUCUUAUUUUUUGUCAUUGGGUUUAGGCUCCGUUUGCAAGCAAACCAAAGUGUUUUUAUUUUGUAUGAUGUAGAGAAAAUAAAUUCUAUAGAGGAAUGUAUCAGACUGACAGCUGUAAAGGGAAAAAAAAAAGCACUUUUAUUUGCACCAAGUUGAAAUGAGACUAUUUAUUUUUUAAAUGAUACUGUAAAUAGCUUACUUCUUAUUAAUUUAUGUUAUAUUUUAUACAGUAUGCCUGUUGAUGGUCUGGUGAUGAUAUUGUAAUGUAGGUGUAUGCCUGUCUCAUUUUCUAAGAUCUGUCUUUUUCCGCCUGCGAUGUUGCCUGCCAGUGACAUCAUCUUCAUGUGCCCAGUUCUGACCAAUGACAUUUCAGGACAGGAAUAGGGAGCUGAGACAUGGGUUUGGUCAGGAGGGGUGAAAUAGAAUAUGAUGUAUAUUUCUGGUUUGAGAAAUCAAAUGCAUCUGAUGUAUGUUGCUUAUUUUGAAAAAAAGGAAAAACACGAGAUUAAAUAUUUUUUAUCAUCUUGA